UAUCUUCCCAUUCUGUUCGUGACUUUCGUCGGUGUGAUUGCAACAUGUGUGGGUAGCUGUCAGUUGAUCAAGUUAACAGAAACAGUUCUAUGUUUCACUGUAGAAGGUUAAUUUUGAGUUAAUUUACUGUAACUUCAGUUUUUUUUUCAAUGAGUCAAGUAAAAAGAUUAGCCUUCAGUGUGCGACAAAUUCAUAAUGUAAGGUUUACAAGAAUGGCAUCAACUGAGAAAACAAAUCUGGAUGCGGAAAGUCCCAGAAUGCAGGAGUUCAAAAAGAAACUUAGGGAGCGCACUCCAAUUGGGAAGCUGGAAGAAAUGGAAGCAGGAAAACACCCGUAUCAAGAGAAGGAACCUUUAGAACCUCAUCCCAAUAAUACAAAUCCAACCACAGGAGAAGUGGGGGGGCCACGUGGUCCUGAGCCUACUCGUUAUGGAGAUUGGGAACGAAAGGGUCGUGUUUCUGAUUUUUGAUCAAUGUAGAAAUAUUUUGCAUACAUAUAGAAUUGUUAUAUAGUGUAAAAUAUUAAAAAUGAAGAGUUUGAGCCAGAUAAAGUUUGUUGUAACUUGUAACACUAUGCGUUGGUCAAUGCAUAGUAGAAACACAUUUAGGAAGGCAAUGCAAGAUAUCAAAAUUUGUAGGCUGUUCUCUCCGUUGUGUUAUAAAUUGUCAUGAGAUCUAAAGAAUUUUUGUAAUGUCACCAUAGAUAAUUGAUUACAGUAUAUUAUUAUAUGAAUAGUUCAUAAAAGGCUAUCAAAACAUAUGAUACACAUUGUUGAAGGAAAUUUCCUUUUCAUGAUUUACAUGAUUCAAAUUUGUGAAAUAAAUAAUCUUGUCAUGAAA
Athalia rosae (coleseed sawfly) is the source of this 840-nucleotide messenger RNA. RefSeq names its product succinate dehydrogenase assembly factor 4, mitochondrial-like. Lineage: Eukaryota; Metazoa; Arthropoda; Insecta; Hymenoptera; Athaliidae. Gene Ontology annotation, cellular component: mitochondrion. Gene Ontology annotation, biological process: mitochondrial respiratory chain complex II assembly. Bases 150 to 470 code for a protein of 106 amino acids. The record is from RefSeq and is a predicted model, not a curated record. The transcript has 3 exons.